AUGUCGAAGACUACUCAAGAGUUCACUCUUGAUCUUCGUGUAGAAGCAUUCGGCCACUUGUUGCUCCUUGUUGCAGAUAUUGCCCUUAUUGGCUUAGCCGUCAUGGGCCAAAAUUUAAUUCUUAAUAUGAAUGAUCAUGGAUUUGUUGUUUGUGCCUACAACCGUACAACAGAUAAAGUUAAAUCUUUCUUGGCAAAUGAAGCAAAAGGCACAAAAGUCAUUGGUGCAUAUUCACUGAAAGAAAUGGUGAACAAAUUAAAAUCACCAAAAAGAAUAAUGCUUUUAGUGAAAGCUGGUGCAGCUGUGGAUGCUUUUAUUGAACAACUAGUACCAUUAUUGUCUGCUGGAGAUAUUAUAAUUGAUGGUGGUAAUUCUGAAUAUCAAGAUACUGAAAGAAGAACUAAAGAAUUAGAGAAAAAGGGAAUUUUAUUUGUUGGCAGUGGAGUUAGUGGUGGUGAAGAUGGUGCUAGAUAUGGACCAUCUUUGAUGCCAGGUGGAAAUCCAAAAGCAUGGCCACAUAUUAAACAGAUCUUCCAGUCAAUAUGUGCCAAAGCCAAUGGAGAACCUUGUUGUGAUUGGGUUGGAGAAACAGGUGCAGGUCAUUUUGUAAAAAUGGUACAUAAUGGUAUUGAGUAUGGUGAUAUGCAACUUAUUUGUGAAGCAUAUCAUAUUAUGCGAAAUGGUUUAAAACUUGAUCCAAAAGAAAUGAGUCAGGUCCUUGAUGAAUGGAAUAAAGGAGAACUUGAUUCAUUUUUAAUUGAGAUAACUCGAGAUAUUUUGAAAUAUAAAGAUGACAAAGGAUAUUUAUUAGAGCGGAUUAGAGAUACAGCUGGUCAAAAAGGGACUGGAAAAUGGACAGCUAUUGCUGCAUUAGAUUAUGGAGUACCAGUAACUCUAAUUGGAGAAUCAGUAUUUUCUAGAUGUCUUUCUGCUUUACAAACUGAAAGAGUAGAAGCAAGUUCAAUAUUGAAAGGUCCUGAAACUGUUUAUCAAGGUGAUAAAAAGAAGUUGUUGGAACAUUUAAAGAAAGCUCUCUAUGCUUCCAAAAUUAUUUCAUAUGCACAAGGAUUUAUGUUACUGAGGGAAGCUGCUAAGGUUCAUAAUUGGAAUUUGAAUUAUGGUGGUAUAGCUCUUAUGUGGCGUGGAGGAUGUAUUAUAAGAAGUGCUUUCUUGGGAAAUAUAAAAAUAGCAUUUGACAAAAAUCCCAAACUUUCUAAUUUAUUGUUGGAUGAUUUCUUUGCUAAUGCAAUGAAAGAAUGUCAAGCUAGUGCUAGAAUAGUAGUAUCUACAGCUGUUACACUAGGCAUUCCAACUCCUGCUUUAUCAACUGCUUUAGCAUUCUAUGAUGGCUACAGAACUGCUAGACUUCCAGCAAAUUUGCUUCAAGCACAGCGGGACUACUUUGGAGCACAUACUUAUGAAUUACUUGGUGAGGAAGGAAAAUUUGUACAUACAAACUGGACUGGACAUGGUGGAAAAGUAUCUGCUUCUACAUAUGAUGCAUAAAAACUAUUAAUAUAUUUUUAUAAUAGAAUGUAUAUGUGGUGUGAAGUUGAAAUUAUUG
Messenger RNA from Habropoda laboriosa, 1564 nucleotides. It is a transcript of the gene Pgd, whose product is annotated as 6-phosphogluconate dehydrogenase, decarboxylating. NCBI's taxonomy places the organism in Eukaryota, Metazoa, Arthropoda, Insecta, Hymenoptera, Apidae. The transcript is spliced from 5 exons. Gene Ontology annotation, molecular function: NADP binding; phosphogluconate dehydrogenase (decarboxylating) activity. The record is from RefSeq and is a predicted model, not a curated record. Gene Ontology annotation, biological process: pentose-phosphate shunt; pentose-phosphate shunt, oxidative branch. The coding region runs from base 1 to 1506 and encodes 501 amino acids. Gene Ontology annotation, cellular component: cytosol.